AACUUCUUUCAGUCGUCUGCUCAGACAAGUGUUGUCGAUUGAAAAAAAAAAGUAAUAAACCGGAAGAAAUUUGAAAGAAAAUGUCCAUUAUCACGCGUGUUGGACAUAUUGUUUUGACAAAAUCCAUCGGAAAUAGCAUUACCGUCUCGAAAAAUGCCGUUCUUCCGUUGUCAAGAUUAUCUUCGAGUUUGACUGCAACUUCACAGAAUGAGAUCAAAGAACACGAGCCCUCGAAUGAAAAUCCCGCAGACGUUCUCGAGGCCAAAAGAAACAAAUCCAAGUUAAAAAGUCGUCACUAUAAAAUUCUCCAUGGACAGAUGGGAGUCGAUCCCCAAAAUCCGUUGUUCCCACGUGAAGAAACAGUGAGAUACAGAAGAAAGCUGAUUGCCAGGCAUGGUCUCGAGACAGGAAUCAAUUUAGGGAUUGCAUGGCCAACACGAGAGGAAUUGGAAAACCAGCUCGAGUACGAUAGAGUAGCCCAUCCAUUCACCAUACAAGAAAUGGUGGAGAAAAAGAAGAAAUUACGAGAGGAAGAAGCAAACAGAAUUGUGGAAAGACAAAAGGAAAUCAAUUUGAAAAUGGGUAAACUGGGUUCUUGGAUGAAAGAACUGAAGGACAAGAAUCAGAAAAAGGAGGCAACUGCUCGUGUGGCCCAAGAAAAGAAAGAUGCUUUGAUUGAAGAAGUUCGUCAACAUUUCGGAUAUGUGGUCAGCGUUAAAGACCCCAAGUUCCAGGAAAUGAUGGAGCAAAAGGAAAAAGAAGCAAAGAAAGCUGAAAAGGAUAUGAAGAAGAAGGUCAGAGUAGAAAGGAAUGCAAUUAAAUCCAUUGCUUUUGCUGAACAAAUAAGUGCUGAAAAGGAAACUAAAUCUGAAUAACAACACCACUUUUUCUUCAGUUUUGUACCAUUUUCAAUUAGUCCAUAAAUAAACACAUAAAAAAAUUUGA
Daphnia pulicaria is the source of this 945-nucleotide messenger RNA. RefSeq names its product growth arrest and DNA damage-inducible proteins-interacting protein 1-like (gene CRIF). Gene Ontology annotation, cellular component: nucleus. Lineage: Eukaryota; Metazoa; Arthropoda; Branchiopoda; Diplostraca; Daphniidae. The record is from RefSeq and is a predicted model, not a curated record. Bases 81 to 875 code for a protein of 264 amino acids. The transcript is spliced from 2 exons.